AUGAGCCGAUUCCUGAAUGGGUUACGAAGCUGGCUGGUGAUGACGUCUGUCAUAGCUAUGGGUUUCUUGCUGAAGGGCUUCCGAGACCACACCUUUCUCUAUGAAAAGGUUUAUACCUGCAAGCCAGACCUGGUGAAUGGCCUCCAAGCUCGGACCUUUGGAGUCUGGACGCUGCUCUCAUCAGUGGUUCGCUGCCUCUGCGCCAUCGACAUUCACAACAAAACGCUCUACUACAUCACGCUCUGGACCUUCUUCAUUGGCAUGGGGCACUUCCUCUUCGAGUUGUUUGUUUUUGGGACCGUGGCUCCCACGGUUUUCAUCCUGGCAAUCCUCACGGUGGCAAGUACCUCAAUCCUGGGCAUGCUAGUGGGGCUCCGGCACCUAGAAGCAGAACCAGGAUCCAGACAGAAGAAGAGAAACUGA
Messenger RNA from Rangifer tarandus platyrhynchus (Svalbard reindeer), 423 nucleotides. NCBI's taxonomy places the organism in Eukaryota, Metazoa, Chordata, Mammalia, Artiodactyla, Cervidae. The record is from the annotation of a GenBank genome assembly.